Molecule: messenger RNA, 363 nt
Organism: Knipowitschia caucasica
Lineage: Eukaryota; Metazoa; Chordata; Actinopteri; Gobiiformes; Gobiidae
Source: the annotation of a GenBank genome assembly
AUGAGAGCAGCAGGGGCAGCCACCUACGGGCCACAAGGACGAGGCAGAGAGCGGAGGAAGGAUUCGGCCGAGAUAGAGUGCUACAGAUGCCGUAAAAUGGGACAUGUGGCAAGGAAUUGUCCCAGCGCGUAUGAGGAGAGGCAACAGGACCGCAGGAGCGACGCGCCACGCCGAGGGGGAUGGCAGCAGCGACGGGGGAAGAGCAGCAACGAGGAGCCACAGACCGCUGGGAGCGCUGGGCUCGACCCGACAGGAGCGCCAGGGACCAAGAAGGACCCUGCCCCUGGAGCGCCUACAGAGAAGCAGCAAAUGAUGGAGACGAGGACUACUAUGAAGACCACAGGUCGUAUUGUUUUAAAUUGA